This is a messenger RNA of Daucus carota subsp. sativus, 1164 nucleotides long. RefSeq names its product F-box/kelch-repeat protein At3g23880-like. Gene Ontology annotation, molecular function: protein binding. The record is from RefSeq and is a predicted model, not a curated record. The transcript has a single exon. NCBI's taxonomy places the organism in Eukaryota, Viridiplantae, Streptophyta, Magnoliopsida, Apiales, Apiaceae. The coding region runs from base 1 to 1164 and encodes 387 amino acids.
AUGGGUGGGAACCUGAAAAGGAAGAAGACUACGGCGGCCGAUCUGCCAGAAGAGCUGAUCCGCCGGGAAAUACUCACCCGACUCCCGGUCCGAUCUCUGGUCCGUUUCAAAUCUGUAUCCAAAUCAUGGCUCUCUCUAUUCUCCGAACCCCGAUUUAUAAAACAACACUUCAAUUACAGCACCACUCAAAUUCCUAAUGACCGUCUCGUUGCUAGAAGGAAAACCAAAGUCAUUAUUCUUUCCCGCUACGAAGAAAUAGUCGCCCUCGAUUCCACGCAAUGUGUUGAAGUGGUUGGUUCGGUCCGUGGCCUAGUUUGUCUUACUAGUUUCAAUAAGUUAUCGUUAUGGAACCCUGCAACACAUCAAUCCAAGGAAAUCUUCGCACCGGCACGCUUUGCUGAUCGAAAGUAUAACAUAGGAUUCGGUUUCGAUACCGUGAGUGAUAUUUACAAGCUUGUCAUGUUGUCAGAGGAUCUAAGGUUUGCUAGGGUUUACUACUCUAAUUCUGAUGAUUGGAUUAAUAUAUCUGUUCCUCAUAAUGUGUUUACUAAUAUUAGCGGAACCACGUCAACGAAUUCCGUGACUAUUGUAAAGGAUUGUCCUUACUGGACAUGUAGUAGAUACACGAAAGAUUAUAAGCAUAUGAAUGUGACUGCUCUCAAAUUUGAUGCUGUACGUAACGAGUUCAAGUUGAUGCCUGGAUUUUUUUUUGAUAAAGUGCGUGGUUUUGAAUUUUUGGAUAUGAAUGAUCGUCUUACUUUGAUAGUGUAUGAGUAUGACAAAUAUCCUUUUACUAAGCUUAUGCUCAAUCUAUUUUCGUUGGACGGGGAGGAGGGAUGUUGUGUUUGGACUAAGAUGUACACUAUCGGACCAUUUAGUCCUGGAUCUGAGGUGCUACAGGGAUUUUAUAGUGGUGAGAUUGUGUUUCAUGAUCAUUUGGGUAAGUUUUGUUGUUAUAAUUGCAAAACAGAUACGAUUUAUAAGCUCCCUAGUACAUCUUCUGCAACUACAGAUGCUUCCAGACUAAGAUGCUUCAGAUAUACUCCUAGUCUGGCUUUCAUAGAGGGAAUGAAGUCUGUUUUUGGUUUAACAACCCGAACUCGCCGUGCAAGUGUUCAGUAUUACAGAGUUCCUCAUAGAUUAAUCAAUGGUCUUAAACAUUAA